Knipowitschia caucasica is the source of this 702-nucleotide messenger RNA. The record is from the annotation of a GenBank genome assembly. NCBI's taxonomy places the organism in Eukaryota, Metazoa, Chordata, Actinopteri, Gobiiformes, Gobiidae.
AUGUGGCGCAAACGAGACGUCAGUUGUGCAGCUGUGUGCGCACUUCUAGUUGCGUUCCUCUUGACGCAAACAGAGGCUUCUAGUUUGAGAAAAACUGAAAGAAAAGAAGCAGCAGAGACUACAAGCAUCCGAAAAGGAAUCAUCGUGUUUGGAGAAGGCCCUAAUAAUAUUUCCUUGGAUGGUGACACCGCCUCUUACCAAGCCGACUCUCCAGGAAUUCUAAACCAUUGGCAUCAGAUGCACGCUUCACUGGGGUGUGGACAAGCAGGUUUUAUGAAAUUCAAAGCUUUUGGACCGCUGGUAAAGCACUUUUCACUGGGCCAGCAGCCUCAAUCCUGUCAGUACAAUGCUCAUAGAACUCCGUUUGGCUACUCCGUGACUAUUCCCUUUAAAGGAUGGCAAUCCAACUGCAGAUCCUCAUCCCACCUGGCCCACUCAUCCCACCUGGCCCACUCAUCCCACCUGGCCCACUCAUCCCACCUGGCCCACUCAUCCCACCUGGCCCACUCAUCCCACCUGGCCCACUCAUCCCACCUGGCCCACUCAUCCCACCUGGCCCACUCAUCCCACCUGGCCCACUCAUCCCACCUGGCCCACUCAUCCCACCUGGCCCACUCAUCCCACCUGGCCCACUCAUCCCACCUGGCCCACUCAUCCCACCUGGCCCACUCAUCCCACCUGGCCCACUCAUCCUUCUAUUGA